AGACAAGACAAGACCAAGCCCAACGACCGCAAGCAACACAGCUUAAAGAGUAUCCUCACCUUCUCCCGUGAUCCGCAUCCUCUCCUUUCCCUAUAACCCGAGAGGCUGCCCUCUACGAAAUGUCACGUGUGUCCAUGGAAAGUCAGGGCUCGGCAGAGUACCGGCCACCGUUCUCGGGCAACAGCUCGCCCAUCGAUUCCUGUGCCAGGAGGAGCGGUGAAGCGACGCCCGAGGCCGACCAACGCCUUCGCGAGGAGUGCGUGAACCUGGCGCCGGACUUCGCACGGAGCAGCCUGCAGCUGGCGCUGGAGUUGCACGAGGUGAUCCGGGAGUCCGGGGGAUCGCGCAACGUGCUCUUCUCUCCUUUCCUGCUGUCGAGCGCACUGGUGGGGCUGUACAACGGCGCCCGGGGCCGCACCGCCGACCAGAUCGCGCGGGCCGCGCACCUGGGAUACGAGGAGCCCCGUCAGGUGUCCACCUGCCUGCCCCUCUGGCACGCGCGGCUGUUCCCCACGUGGCCGGACAGCAACAGGCGCCACUUCGAGAUGCGCCACGACAACUGCCUCGUCUACGACAAGGGGCUCCGGCUCGCCGAUGGGUACAAGAGAUGGCUGAGCCGCUGGUGCCGCGUGGAGGCUGAGGAUUUCGCCCACGACCCGACAGAGGGCGUGGUGUUCCCCACGCGCAUGACGGCCUGGAUCGGAGCUCUCACUUCGUUCUCCUGCAAGACACCAGAGGACGCCUCCUUCUGGACAGAGGUGGACCACACGACGUCGCUGUUUCUGCUCAGCAUCCUCUUCAUCAAAGGAAAGUGGCGCCACGUGUUCAACGUCACUCGUGGGUUCUUCCACGAGACGCCUAAGAAAUCUAAGGUGGUGCGCAUGAUGAGCCAGACAGGGCACUUUCGCACCGCCGAAAGCGUGGAGUUGGGCGCCAGCAUGCUGGAGAUUCCCUACCGCGAGCACAAGAAGACUAUGGUCAUCCUGGUGCCAGAGCCGCCGAGCAGCCUGCGAGACCUGGAGAGAAAACUGACUGCGCACCAAAUCCUCAGCUGCAUCGACAGGCUUGAGAACAACGGUCCAGUGAGCGUGAGCGUGCCCAUGUUCCGCGUGAGCGACGUGGUCGACCUCAAGGAGGCGCUGCCGGCGCUCGGGGUCAAGGACGCCUUCCGAGCGGACGCGGACUUUUCGACGCUCUGCGAUUCGGCCGCCACGCCCAAGGUGUCGUUCGCCCGUCACGUGGCCGUGUUCCACGCGCGCGAGCGCGCCAGCAGCCGGAUACCCAAGUCCACAGGAGCGCAGGCCGCACCCGGUACGUCGACGCCGCCAGCAGCGGACGACGACGGCGGGCAGCAGGAGGAGCAGGAGAAGUUCAUUGUGGACAGACCCUUCCUGUUUCUCGUCAUGAACAGCGAGCCCAAGGCCGUCCUCCUAUUCGGCUCGGUCCGCAAGAUAUUCGCCUGGAAGUAGCCGGCUAGAGAGUAUCGGGCGCCCCCUGUCGCUGGCUCUGUAAUGUUCUGUCGGCCUCUUCACAAUGAACCUGUUCGUCGAUUGC
Molecule: messenger RNA, 1554 nt
Organism: Dermacentor albipictus
Lineage: Eukaryota; Metazoa; Arthropoda; Arachnida; Ixodida; Ixodidae
Product: ipis-1-like
Molecular function (GO): serine-type endopeptidase inhibitor activity
Source: RefSeq, a predicted model, not a curated record